Molecule: messenger RNA, 1687 nt
Organism: Solanum pennellii
Lineage: Eukaryota; Viridiplantae; Streptophyta; Magnoliopsida; Solanales; Solanaceae
Product: protein phosphatase 2C 37-like
Exons: 4
Coding region: 141-1361 (406 amino acids)
Biological process (GO): protein dephosphorylation
Cellular component (GO): cytosol; nucleus
Molecular function (GO): cation binding; protein serine/threonine phosphatase activity
Source: RefSeq, a predicted model, not a curated record
UUCUCUCCAUCUUACUCCUUACAUUUCUUAUUCAUCUACGUAUUGUUUCCUUGGAAUUUAUCAGUUGCGGCAAAGUUUUAGCGAUUGAUUGAUCAAACAGAAGAAGAGUGAGUGUAUACGAUUUUCUUUUUAGUUGCGGAAUGUCUUUUGGCGAGACAAAAACUAUAACUCCAACUGAACCGAGUACGGAAGCUGCAAGAAGGAGACGCAUGAAAAUUCAUCAGUUUCGAUUUGUUGCCAGCGAUAUGGCGGUGGCUCCACCGAGUAGUAUGGAGAAUGGAAGGAAGAGAAAGAAAUUGGAGAAAACUGUGUCCGUAAAAAGCUAUGAUAGUAAAGAGAAGAAGCAAUUCAAGUUGGAAAGAAUUGUUUCCCUCCCACUUUCGCUGCCGUGCAUUGAGAUGGGUGAAAAGAAGCUAGCAGAGAAUAAAGAAACCGAAACGACCGCUUUGGAUUUGACGGAAUCUGCAUCUGUGUCGUCGAAUAUUGAACGCCAGGGAGUAUCCGACUGUCCAAAAUUCGGGAUGACAUCUGUAUGUGGAAGGAGAAGAGAUAUGGAAGAUACGGUGUCGAUCUACCCGUCGUUUCUUCAAGAUAAACAUGAAAAGUCCAGCAUCUUACAUUUCUUCGGUCUCUACGACGGCCACGGCUGCUCUCAUGCGGCGAUGAAAUGUAAAGAUAGAAUGCAUGAGAUAGUGAAGAACGAGGUUGAGAGCGCAGGAGAAGCUACAUGGAAAGAGAUGAUGAUUCAGAGCUUCUCAAAAAUGGACAAAGAAGUUGUUGAAUAUUCGAAAGGAGCUGGAGGUACACAAACUGCGGAUUGUAGAUGCGAACUUCAGACGCCGCAGUGCGAUGCCGUUGGAUCCACUGCUGUUGUGGCCGUCCUAACUCCAAACAAAAUCGUCGUGUCCAACUGCGGCGAUUCUCGCGCUGUGCUCUGCAGAAACGGUGUCCCAAUUCCUCUGUCCACUGACCAUAAGCCUGAUCGACCCGAUGAACUCAAUCGGAUUGAAGAAGCUGGCGGUCGUGUAAUCUAUUGGGAUGGUGCGAGAGUUCUUGGAGUUUUGGCUAUGUCUCGAGCAAUCGGUGACAGUUACUUGAAACCGUAUGUUACAUCUGAACCGGAGGUGACCAUAACGGAGAGAACAGUGGAAGACGAGUGUUUGAUAUUAGCUAGCGACGGGCUAUGGGACGUUGUCUCAAACGAGACAGCAUGUGGUGUGGCUCGCAUGUGCUUGCGAUCUGGGCAGAACUCUGACCAGGCUUGCACUGAUGCAUCAAUCCUCUUGACAAGGUUGGCUUUGGCUCGGCACAGUUCGGAUAAUGUUAGCGUUGUCGUUGUUGAUUUGAAAAGAGGUCUAUAGGGGAAUUAUUAAUUAUAAGUUUUGCAUGUACAUGCACUUGUUUCAAUUUUAGAGCUAGCCAAACAAUAUGAUUUUCAUUUAUCAUAGGCAAGAUUUUCCGCGGUUGGUUCCUGCGAUGCAAUGCAACUCUCCUAAUGAAAGAGAAACUGCUUGAGCUGGAGAGUCUCUGUUGUAUUACUAAGUUGGUGUUCUGGACAUCCGAAACAGAUCGCCCUACUUUUGAUUUUUGCAGGCUUUGUUUUCUGCUCAAUUGGAUUGUUUUUAUUGUUUAAAAGUUUUUGUAUAUUUAUUGGAGGAAAGAAACUUCUACGAAUUAAUUUCUUUCA